Molecule: messenger RNA, 1125 nt
Organism: Apodemus sylvaticus (European woodmouse)
Lineage: Eukaryota; Metazoa; Chordata; Mammalia; Rodentia; Muridae
Gene: Esx1
Product: ESX homeobox 1
Exons: 6
Coding region: 1-1125 (374 amino acids)
Biological process (GO): regulation of transcription by RNA polymerase II
Molecular function (GO): DNA-binding transcription factor activity, RNA polymerase II-specific; RNA polymerase II transcription regulatory region sequence-specific DNA binding
Source: RefSeq, a predicted model, not a curated record
AUGGAGUCAGACAGAGCGUGCAGCUGCUGCUACUGCACUGACAUGAAGAACUUCGCCGGAGCUGUGAAGGAUGAUACACUUCAGGGUCCACAGCCUGGCUUGAGCUCAACAGUUUUGGAGGGAGCAAACUUCCAGAGAAACGCGGAAUUUGAAAAACCUUACUACUCCAACUUUGGAGCCAGACGAAAGGAAGACAUGGAGAUGGAAAAGGCUCUAUUCAGCCCCACGUUUCUGGAAGACACUGACUACCAGGAACCCAAGAGAUUCGAACCCACAAGAAGAGCAGCGGUGGCGGCAGCAGCAGCAGCCGCCGCCCCUGUUGAAGAAGCACCGCAAGUCUGGAAUGGGAAUGAAAACCUUAGAGGUCCCUUCCUUGAGUCCAACAGAGCUCAGCUGGGGGAGGCGGAUGCCGCCCCCGUGCAGCAGUCCCUGCUGCGGCCUCUGAUGCAACCUGUUCCGCAGCCCCAGAUGCAGCCCCUGCCAGCAAACCUGCUGCAGGCCCCGCAGCAACCUCAGGAGCAGCCCCUGGAGGAACCCCAGGAGGAACCCCAGGAGGAACCCCAGGAGGAACCCCAGGAUCAGCCCCAGGAUCAGGCCCAGCAGCAGCCGAAGCCCCGCCGCUACCGCAUCUGCUUCACCCCGAUGCAACUGCAGGAGCUGGAGGCCUUUUUCCAGCGUGUCCAGUACCCGGACCUGUUGGCUAGAAUGGAGCUAGCCAGACGCCUGGGCUUGCCCGAACCUAGAGUGCAGGUUUGGUUUCAGAACAGACGAGCCAAGUGGAGACGAAUUCGACGGGCACAAGCAUACCACCACCGAAACAUGGUUCCAGUCGCUAUGGGUCCCCCUGUGGGUGUAUUCCUUGAUGAUCAUUAUGGUCCCAUCCCUGUUGUGGAGGUUAUUUGGAAAUGCUACCCUGUGGUGCCACGUCCUAUGCAUCCUCAAAUGAUGCAUCUUCCACCCAGGCCCCCUCCAAUAUUCAGAGUGCCUGUACCUUUUAGGCCGCCCCCUCCACCUCCAUUUCCCUGGCCGCCUGUACCACCUGAGGUCCACCACAUGCCCAAUGUGGCGAUGGGAAUGGGAUAUAACCACAACCACAACCCCCAUUUUGCAGGUGCCAGAUACUGA